Molecule: messenger RNA, 6168 nt
Organism: Neoarius graeffei (lesser salmon catfish)
Lineage: Eukaryota; Metazoa; Chordata; Actinopteri; Siluriformes; Ariidae
Gene: dnmt3bb.3
Product: DNA (cytosine-5-)-methyltransferase beta, duplicate b.3
Exons: 23
Coding region: 147-4280 (1377 amino acids)
Biological process (GO): negative regulation of transcription by RNA polymerase II
Cellular component (GO): nucleus
Molecular function (GO): DNA binding; DNA (cytosine-5-)-methyltransferase activity, acting on CpG substrates
Source: RefSeq, a predicted model, not a curated record
UUGGUUAAUGAUAGCCCGCGCGCGCGUGUAGGGGAAGGAGCUGGCGAAUAGGUGUUUGUCCGGGCGCGUGCUGACAGUGGAGAUUUGAAAAGUUGGUCAGUGGCGAUUUCACCGAGACUUUAAAUCUGCUGAGGUGGGUCAAAGUGAUGUCUAAGUGUCACUUUGUGAGACAUAAUUACAAUCCUGUAGUGGCUCUAGAUGGACGGAUUCUGGACCGUUAUGUCCCAAAGAAACCAAGGGCUCUUGGACAACUGGACUUUUCAGCGGUUCCAGACCAGAUGAGUGAAAAUGCUGACGCAAAAGUGGAGAGAAACGUUCCAGAGUCUUUUUACUCAAGCUGGGCUGUGCAAUGUUUUAUCAGGAAAUACUGUCCCUCUGUUUCAGCCAGCACAGACUCCUCUAUAAAAUGUCGCAAAGCCAAUGAAGUGCUGGGCCGAAAAUACUUUAAAGACACUGCAGCUGUCUGUAAACAGGCCCCUUACUGUUUAUAUAUGUACCACGAAGCAGAGAAAGCUUAUGUGGUCUUGAUUGGGUAUUUCGACCAGACUGCUGGAGAAACCAAAGUGAGGCUGCUCAAUGUUAUUGAGGAGAUACAGUCUACCUUAUUGAACGGUGUUGUGGAGACUCUUCAAAAGUUUGAGAUCCCUCUGGCUAACCUUGUAGCAUUUUAUUCCAAUGCAUCCAAUCUAACAGAGCUGAUUUCAGGCCUGAGAGCCUUGAAUCCAAGCACUGUUUUUCUAUGCAGCCUUACUGGUGUUGCCGAACAAGCAUGUCACAGUGGCAUUAUGGCAAUGGAGCUGUCAGCACAGAUCCAGGAACUGAUCAAGGAAAUCCACCAGCUCUUCCCCUCUCUACCAGACUUUCUGAAGGAGCAGCUUGCUAAUUUGAAGUUCAGUUUCACUCCUUUGAGAUCUGAUUGUCUCAGCCUCAGAACAACAGUUUACAAAAUGGCCAUAGCAUGGUCAGACUUGUUACAAUACUUUAAUUCUCAACAUGCCAGCACCAAUACAAAUGGGCAGAUUUGUUGCCUCCUCAAUGAUACGACAUUAAGACUGAGUUUCCUGUUUCUGAGCCAUGCCCUGCAGCCUCUCUGCAAAUUUCAGGAGAGCUUGGAUUGUGGUAAAGAUGUAAGAACAUUGCUUCAAGAUGCCUGUAGUUUAGUUCAUGUUUACAUAUCUAGUUUCCUCACUCCCAAAGCUGUGGAGUACUUCCUCAGGAGAGGUAACUUGGGCUCACCAAAGAAGGACAUGAUGGAACAUCUACCAAGAGACAAGGUGAACGUUGGUGAAGAGGUGGUUGAAUAUCUUCGUCAAAAUGAUACAAAUGAUGAACUUUUCUACAACAGUGCUGUUGCAUUCUACACAGCAGUUAGUUCCAGUAUUGUCAAGAGUUUACCCAUGCCUGGUUCUGCUCUGAGAAACAUGGCUACCCUCUUAAGCCCAGAAGGCAAGCUGGAAAUCACUGGGAAGGCUGUAUCUGAUUUAGGUGCCCAGUUUGGUCUUUGUACAAGCGGAGAAGGCUUCAGCUUGUUAACCAGUGAGUUUCUUGAGUAUCAGUUUCCUGAGUGUGAAGUUGUACUCACCAGUCCAGCUGUACAGUCACUGGAGCAGUACUGGAAGGCAGAGCUGGGGCUUAUGGGAGAGACAUCUCUCUUUCGAAAGCUGAUCCUAAGCCUGCUGGCUUUGCCCAAGACACUGGGAAUGGAAAAGAUUUUUGCACAAGUGUUUGAAAAUGUUGAUAGUAGUGUGGAAGAGCGUAAAAUAGAGAUCUCUAAUGGUAAAGACAUGGUGCAUGAUGAUGAUGUUACAGACACCAGCUCCUACAAAACUGCCCUGUCAGAACCCCUCAGCUCUGAGACCAAGGAGAGUUCAACAUCAGAUGUUGUUGAUCUGACUGAAGAUGAGGAGGUUUCUUUUAUGGAGACGAAUGCCAGUGCCUCUGGUCCAGACACGGAGAUGAAAAAGAAAAACCCAGACAUUUCAGAACUGAUACUUGUAGAUGAUGAUGAUGAUGAUGAUAUCAUAUGGACUAAUACUUUAUAUCCAAAGGUGUUGGAGAUUGAUGAUUGCAGUGAUGACAGUGUCAAAGAGAGAAGAAUGGGAAAAUCUGACGACAAACACGUGGUGCAUGAUGAUGUCACAGAGAAAAUAAAUGACGAUAUUUCCUCUAUCCCUAAUACAGAAAUGGAGUAUUCGUACGAGGAUGGGAAGCCUUUCACAGUAGGGGAGAUGGUAUGGGGCCAGGUGGAAGGCUUUGCUAUGUCUCCUGGUCUGGUGUACAGAUGGACUGAUGGGAAACCCAGAAAGCACAUUCGCAAGGUGGUGUGGUUUGGGAAUAGUAUGGUCUCUCAGGCUCAUUCAGAUGGUCUGCGGCCUUACGCUGCAUUUGCACAGUGCUUCUGCCCUCAUUCCUUUAACACGAUGAUAACGUACAAGGAAGCCAUCUUUCAUUCUUUGCAGGUGGCUGCUGAGCGUGCAGAAAAAGUCUUUUCUCUCGAGUCAGACACUCAGGAAGAACUACUUAGAGCAAUGUUGGACUGGGCCUUUGGAGGCUUUGAACCAUCUGGACCAAAUGGACUCAGACCACAAUCAAAACAAGAUGAAUGCCUUAAAACGUUCAAUUGGCUCUCCCAACAAUGGACUAACACCAGUGUCUGUGAGACUCAGGAAGGUCAAGAGAAAUUAAAAAAUUUAUACAAUUUAAAAGAAGUGUCCGUGUGCUUGAAGAGACUGUCUUUGGACCUGCAGAAUGGCCAGUUGAACCUAAAGGAUGGAAAUGUGAACAAAAAACCUUCAUAUCCAAAAUCAGAACGGUCUUCCUUACAGCGUGAAAAGAAAUCCUGUCUAUCUGAAUGUUGCUCAACUCCCAGAAAAGAGAAACAUGUUUCCAAGAAUAAGGAUCAAAGCAAAGGCCGAAGCUCAGUUGUUCAGGGAAAGGAAUACAACCACAGAUCUCAAAUGGUAUAUGAGGUUUUUUUCAAUGGGAAGAACAUUGAAGAUUUCUGCCUAUCAUGUGGAGCCACACGUAUCGAGACCUUCCAUCCACUAUUUGAAGGGGGGCUGUGCUUGAAAUGCAAGGAUAAUUUCACAGAGACAUUAUAUCGGUAUGAUGACGAUGGAUAUCAGUCAUACUGCACAGUAUGUUGCGCUGGGCUGGAAGUCAUUCUGUGUGGACGUGACAGCUGUUGCCGCUCCUUCUGUGAGGACUGUUUGAAUAUCCUGAUUGCUGAAGGCACAUUUAAUGAACUAAAAGACGUGGACCCAUGGAUCUGUUACCUGUGUGCACCAGAGAAAAGCUCCGGGGCUUUGAGACCCAGAGAUGAUUGGAGUAUCCGUGUCCAGGAAUUCUUUGCCAACAACAGCGCCAUGGAAUUUGAGCCACAUCGGGUUUACCCAUCAAUUCCUGCCAGCCUGCGACAUCCAAUCAGGGUCCUCUCCUUAUUCGAUGGUAUAGCUACAGGGUACCAGGUACUGAAGGAUCUGGGCUUUAAAGUGGAAAAAUAUGUUGCAUCAGAAAUAGAUGAGGAGUCCAUCAGUAUCUCAGUUGUGAACCAUGAUGGAAAAAUUAUCCAAGUGGAUGAUGUCCGUAGAAUUACUAAGAACCAUAUUAAGGAAUGGGGUCCUUUUGACCUUCUUAUCGGAGGCAGCCCAUGUAACGACUUGUCCAUAGCAAAUCCAGCACGGAAAGGCUUGUUUGAGGGUACAGGACGGCUCUUCUUUGAGUACUACCGGCUGCUGAACAUCAUGAAGCCCAAGGAGGAUGACCCGCGACCGUUCUUCUGGCUUUUUGAGAACGUUGUAUUCAUGAACGCCAGGGACAGAGUUGAUAUCUGCCGUUUCCUGGAAUGUAACCCGGUGCUUAUUGAUGCUGUUAAAGUGAGUCCAGCCCACAGAGCACGGUAUUUCUGGGGGAAUCUACCAGGCAUGAACAGACCAAUCGUCGCCUCUCAAAAGGACAAGGUGACCCUCCAGGAAUGCCUCGAAAUUGGCCGCACUGCAAAGUAUGUCAAAGUGCGGACCAUCACCACACGCCCAAAUUCUCUCAAGCAAGGAUGCAAGGAUCAGAAUUUUCCUGUUUCCGAAAAUGGAAAGGAUGACACUUUAUGGCUCACUGAAGUGGAAAAGAUUUUUGGAUUUCCAAAGCAUUACACCGAUGCGAAGAACAUGGGUCGUCAACAGAGACUGAGGGUGUUGGGUAAAUCCUGGAGUGUCCCGGUGAUCAGGCAUCUCUUUGCCCCACUGAAGGAUUACUUUGCCUGUGAUGAAGUUCCCCUAAAAUGAUGAGGAUUUUAAAAGAUGUUCUUUAUCUCUUAAAUAGAAAUUUACUCUCUGGAAUUUCAAGUAAUUAUUAUUAUUAUUAUUUUAUUUUUAUUCAUUUUCCUGAAUGUGUGGUUAAAUCAUUAUAGUCACGGACAAUAUUUGUUUUAUCUACUGUAACAAUUGUUGUUGUUUUUUUAAUAUUGAGGGGUUUCUAAUUGCCAAACUGUGUCUUUUAAUGAAUUAACAUUUUGAAUACAAUACCUGUGCACAUUUUUAUUCAUAUUCAUUAAAGUAAUUCAUGUUUACUUUCUCAUCUCAUUAUCUCUAGCCGCUUUAUCCUGUUCUACAGGGUCGCAGGCAAGCUGGAGCCUAUCCCAGCUGACUACGGGCGAAAGGCGGGGUACACCCUGGACAAGUCGCCAAGUCAUCACAGGGCCGACAUAUAGACACAGACAACCAUUCACACUCACAUUCACACCUACGGUCAAUUUAGAGCCACCAGUUAACCUAACCUGCAUGUCUUUGGACUGUGGGGGAAACCGGAGGAAACCCACGCGGACACGGGGAGAACAUGCAAACUCCACAUAGAAAGGCCCUUGUCAGACACGGGGCUCAAACCCGGACCUUGCUGUGAGGCGACAGCGCUAACCACUACACCACCAUGCCGCCCCACAUUUGAAGUCAUAAAAUGUAUUUACUAUACUUCAAAGAUUUAUAUUUGUAUUUAUUUUAGGUGCAUGAUGGUGUAGGAGAGUGUAAUGGUGUCAACAAGCCUGAUGCUUGCAAAUUGCCUGUAGGUCAUAAAUCACUUCUGGCUCAUUAAAUCGAUCAUUUAAAUUUUCCCUGUCUCUGUACAGGUUUGAAUCGCAGGUGAUCCAGUGGGAUUUAUUGUAGGAGGCCAUAAGUUGUUUUACCUUUGGCACGGCAGGAUACCACAAUUGUCCUUCACACUUUUUUUUUUUUUUUAAGCUUGCAACAUUUCUGUUACAAACAUGUGAAACGUACAUUAGUGAUUCGUUCGAUCUGUGACACAAGUAAGACUGGUGAUUAAACAGGUAAUAUACAGUGUAUGGCCAAAUAUUUGUGGACACCUGACCAGUCACACCCAUGUGCUUGUUGACCAUCCCAUUACAGGUUUAGUUUCCCUUUGCUCUUAUAAUAACCUCUGCUCUUCUGGGAAAGGUUUUCCACUAGAUUUUGGAGUGUAGCUGUGGGGAUUUGCUCAUUCAGCCCCAAGAGCAUUAGUAAGGUCAGGCACUGAUGUUGGGCGAGGAGGCCUGGGGCACAUUUCAUCUCAAAGGUGUUUAGUGGGAUUGAGGUCUGGGCUCUGUGCAGGCCACUCGAGUUCUUCGACACCAGCCUUGGUAAGCUAUGUCUUUAGUGAGCUCUCUGUGCAUAGGGAACAGGUUUGAGCCCCUUGGUUUCAGUGAAUAAUGCUACAGCAUGCAAAGACAUUCUGGGCAAUUGUGUGCUUCAAACUUUGUUGCAACAGUUUAGGGAAAUUUGGCCAUAUAGUGUAAAUCUAUCCUCCUGUCCUUGAUCAAAGUCAGACUAGUGAUUAAUGUAUAAAUGUAUUAUAAAUAAUUAUGCAGCAGCAUGUAGGGUUGCCAUUUAUAGCUCCAGGCUCCUCAGUUUCACAUGUUCUUCCUGUGUCUGUAUGGGUUUCAACUAGUUUCUCAGGUGAACCCUGGUUCUCUACUGACCAAGAUAAAGCCUUUAGUCAAGAUGAGUGACUGGGUGAAUAAUUAUACAGAAUAUCCUGACUAACAAUUACACGAGGGGGGAGAAAAAAAAGCUGUACACACUUUUAUUUUGAAAUCCAUGCACCAAAAUGUAAUAACAUAUAAUUUUAAAAUUGACCUGCUCUGCAAUCAGUAAACUGGUGGUGUGGAAAUAUCAUGAUCCCAGA